Molecule: messenger RNA, 1260 nt
Organism: Saccostrea cuccullata (small rock oyster)
Lineage: Eukaryota; Metazoa; Mollusca; Bivalvia; Ostreida; Ostreidae
Product: neuronal acetylcholine receptor subunit beta-4-like
Exons: 1
Coding region: 1-1260 (419 amino acids)
Biological process (GO): signal transduction; chemical synaptic transmission; monoatomic ion transmembrane transport
Cellular component (GO): synapse; plasma membrane; neuron projection
Molecular function (GO): transmitter-gated monoatomic ion channel activity involved in regulation of postsynaptic membrane potential; transmembrane signaling receptor activity; excitatory extracellular ligand-gated monoatomic ion channel activity
Source: RefSeq, a predicted model, not a curated record
AUGGGAUCACGAAAAUUAUAUCUGUUGUGGAUUUUUUCAGCAGUUAUAGGAUUGGUAUCCGGACAAACAGGGACUAAUCUUAAAGACCUGUAUACCUACCUAUUUACAACGAUAGGAUACAACAAGGACAUCCGUCCGGCGACGAACCAAGGCGCGCCUACCCAGGUGUCGUUAGAUCUUCUGAUGACCGGACUAGAGGGCCUUAAUGAAGCUCAACAGCAAAUGACGUCCAUGGGAGUUAUCACUAUGAAAUGGAGGGACGAAUUUCUGACGUGGACGCCCUCAUCUUAUGGGGGAGCGACAUAUAUAGACGUGCCCCAGGGCCUUGUUUGGAAACCAGAUAUCCAAAUUCAGAAUGGUCUUACAGACUUCGCAGAACUGGGCGGGAGUUUUAUGAAUGUGCGCGUGUUUAGUACUGGUGAUGUAAUAUGGACGCCUUAUAAAGUAUUUACCACCAAAUGUUUAAUAGAAAUUAGAUCAUUUCCGUUUGACCGGCAAGAGUGUUCGAUAGUUUUUAUUGCAUGGAAUGGUGAUAUAAAUUCAAUAAAUAUAACCCAAGGAACAAACGGUAUGCAACUCGAUGACGAUUUAUUUAAUGGUCUGUGGACAUUGUCCAAUCCAACCACUGAAGUCAUAAUAGAAGAUGACGAAUCAAAGAUUAGCUUCAAAAUGACGCUAGAGAGGAAACCAAAAACAUACGUCAUCAAUAUUAUAAUUCCUAUGAUGUUUCUCCUCAUUCUUGACGUGUUUACAUUCGCUCUUCCAGUAGACAGUGGGGAGAAAAUGGGAUACUCGGUCACAGUCAUGUUAUCCAUGUCAAUCUUCAUGACCAUUGUGGCCAGUCUUUUGCCUCCUACGUCAUCAUCGACGUCAUAUGUAGAAAUAUACAUCAUUCUAGAUGUGGUAUUGGGAACAUUAAUACUAAUCAUCACAAUUUUAACAAUAAGAAUUCAUUUUUGGACCGAAGAAAAAAGAAUACCCCCAUGGGUACAGAAAUUGACGAUUCUAUCCUGGAAAAUGCAAGGUAAACCUUCGCAGAAUUCCGAAGUUCAGAACACAACCAUGGUCACAAAGUUGGACGUUGUUAGUGUUAAUGAAGUUGAAGGGGAGAAAGAAGAUGAAAAACCAACGAUGAAAAACAAGGGGACUGUCAUUCUAUGGACGGAUGUGACGUCAGCAGUCGAUUUUUACAUGUUUUGGUUAUUUUUAUUGAUUAGUUUCAUAUCAACUGCCGUUCUUCUUGGACUUGCUUCCAUUUGA